Messenger RNA from Exophiala mesophila, 2287 nucleotides. RefSeq lists its product as uncharacterized. The transcript is spliced from 2 exons. Gene Ontology annotation, biological process: peroxisome organization. The record is from RefSeq and is a predicted model, not a curated record. Bases 313 to 2115 code for a protein of 600 amino acids. Lineage: Eukaryota; Fungi; Ascomycota; Eurotiomycetes; Chaetothyriales; Herpotrichiellaceae. Gene Ontology annotation, cellular component: peroxisomal membrane.
GCUCACUGUACUCCGUCAGCCUGCGUUGUGCACAUGCCUCAUCCUCAUCUUGCACUCUGGUUCUAUGCAUCACAAAGCGUGUACAAUUCAGACAAUGACUUCCUCUCCUCUCUCUUCUCUUCUCCCUUCCAGUAACCUAUCCCUUAUCUCUCUGUCACAACUACACACAUGUAUAAAUACCUUUUAUUUCAACCCACCUUGUGUUGACCAACCCCAUUCUUACUAACCUGUUUAACCUUCCGCGCCUCCCACGUCGUCAUCACCGUGCUUCCGCUCGCUACACCAACCACAUGACUCCAACAACCCAGUCUCAUGUCUGUAUUUGACACGCCUUGGAUGUCAUCAAUGUCCAAAGCAAGUACCCAUCCAUCCUCCACCGAUCCUUCCAAUUCCCAGCAGGCCUGGGAUCCUAAUCCUCCCACCUUCGCCGCCUUCUCUCCCACUUCAUCCUCUGGAUAUUCUGCAACCUCUAAACAACGCUCUACCAUCAUUGUCCACAAGAAAUCCCCCUUGCUGGUAGCCACUCCUCCUCAAAUCACUCGAGCUCUAGCCCAUUCACACCCUUUCCUACUGCCUCUCAACAAGUUGGUUGGAUUGCUGUCAUGGAGCACUCAAGAUCCGUGGGAGUCAUAUCUCCUGGUCGCUGCUUUUUGGGCCAUCACCCUCUAUGGUAGUGAGGUCAUUCGCUUCGCAACUCCAGUUUUGAUUGUCCUCACUCUCAUCUUGGGCAUGUACGCUCGUCGAUAUUCUCCCUUGUCUUCCACUACGAAAACAGGCGAAAAGAGAACGUCCAACAGUGACAAGGCAGAAUACUCAUCCUCCUCUAAGCCUCACCACAAGACUUUGGAUGAAAUCGUCGAUAAUUUGCAAGAGUUUACAGCACGAUGUAACAUUCUCUUGGAACCCUUCCUCGCCUUAACCGACUUCUUGUCCACUCAGACCACCCCAACCGCUGCCACAACCCGUCCAGCUCUGACCACUCUUUUCAUCCGCGUCAUUCUAGUCACUCCAGUCUGGAUCAUUUUGACCCUUCCACCAUUCUACAUCUUAACCCCUCGAAGGGUUCUUCUUGCAGUAGGCACCAUUAUCCUGACAUGGCACUCUAAACCCGCUCGUGUGUCACGAGUCAUUCUUUGGCGGUCCGUCUUCAUGCGCAAGUCGGCAGCAUUUUUGACCGGUCUCAAUCUUGACACUUCCAGCCCAAAUCGAGACUCGUCCCUUCGACCUGGUCUUGGCUCAAGGCAGGCAUCCCAAACCGGCCUUGCCCUCGAAAUUGCCACCAAGAAAAGACCAGACUCGUCGGGUGUGCGAUUCACCUUUAUUCUAUAUGAAAACCAGCGUCGAUGGCUGGGCCUGGGCUGGACUACCUCAUUAUUUGCUUACGAGAGGGGCCCCUGGUCAGAUGAGCAUCUCAAUCCUGCUCCUUCCAAGGAUGAAUUUGAGCUGCCCUCGGUAGAAGGUGGCCAUGCUCGUUGGAGGUGGGUAGACGGUUCGGUUUGGAAAGUGGAGCACGGAGACUCGAAACAACACAAGCGAGGUGCUAGUCAGGCCAAAACUAGUGCCACGGGUACUGCGGGCAAAGAUGCAGAUGGGGACGGAGGAGGUUGGAUCUAUUAUGACAACAAGUGGACCGAUGGAAGCAGAGAAGAUGCCUGGGGAAAAUACACCCGAAGACGGAAAUGGUAUCGAGAUGCCGAACUAGUCGAAGCCACCCCCAGUCUUGAGCCCACUCCUAGUGGUACACCAACACAGCCACUGUCUGACACGGAAGAAGACAAAGUCAAGAAAGCAAAGGCAUUUGCUCAAGGAGUCGGCACUUCCUCCAAAUCCGUGACACCCGAGGUUUCCUCUGGGGACAAGACACCAGCUGAAGGGACAAAAUCAACCGAGGACGGAUCCGUCCAGACCAAGCCUAAAAAGGCUACCUGGUUCACAUCCAAUCGUGACCGGAGUGGUAGCAAAAGCAGCAGUGGGAAGAACACUGCUCAGUUCAGCAACACCAGUCAACGAAGUCGUGAUGGACCGGAAGAUGAUGUCGUGGAUCGCUGGCGGGAAAACUCCGAAAGGCAUCGAGCAUUUAGCGUUCAAGAGGAUAUUGUCAUGAACAUGGGCUAACGGAUGGGAUGGUUUUUAUAUUGUGGAAUAAUACAAUAUAUGCGCUAAUAUUCUUUAUUCUUUAUUGCAUUUAUGCCAUUGAAAAGAAAGUGACACAUGUCAUACUAAUAGUAAUUAGCUCGAUCUCAACUAGAAUGACAACUCUAUGUCUACAUAUUAAAUUCUCACAUGC